Tachysurus fulvidraco (yellow catfish) is the source of this 1046-nucleotide messenger RNA. It is a transcript of the gene commd5, whose product is annotated as COMM domain containing 5. The coding region runs from base 142 to 816 and encodes 224 amino acids. NCBI's taxonomy places the organism in Eukaryota, Metazoa, Chordata, Actinopteri, Siluriformes, Bagridae. The transcript is spliced from 7 exons. The record is from RefSeq and is a predicted model, not a curated record. Gene Ontology annotation, cellular component: nucleus.
GGGAAAUAAAGAAAAGUCCCAGUUUCCAGUUGGUCUUGAAUGUAGCGUAAUAAUACGAUAUAUGCUGGACGGUAUUUUGUGCUGACUUGUUUUGGGCGUGAAGCUGUACCGCGUAAAUAUAUACUUAUUACAAACUACUACAUGAUGGCUGAACAUAAUGUUAAGCUUUGGGGAGGAAGAAUCCCAAGAGAAGUCGUCAACAUGGCCAAACACUUGAAAGAUCUGGAUAAACAACUAUUCAGACGAAUACUUAAAGCUGUUGUAAAUGCAUUGGAUGGCAAAGCGUGCAGUGGGUGCAUGACAGAUAUUAUUGAGGAUAAUCUCCUAUCAGAAGACAAGCUUAGCGACAUUGUGUCAGGCAUGUAUGAGCUACUAAGAGAAGCUUUACGUGUACCACCGUCUUCAGUGAAAAUAGAGAGCUUUGAAGAUGAUCUUCAUGAUCUAAGGAUUUUUGAGGAGUUCAUUGCAGACAUUUCCGGCAUUGUCUUUGGACAUGGGCGGCCAUCACUUGAUGCUUCUGUUACAAAUCAUGGCUCAACAUUACCUAAAUUAGAAAAAUUCAGAUGGAGAGUGGAUGUUGCAAUUUCAACAAGUUCCUUGUCUCGAGCUUUACAGCCAACUGUUAUAUUGCAGUUGACACUUUCUGAUGGGAUUCUUCAUCAAUUUGAGCUUCCAUUUCUGCCUGGGUUGCACAUCUUUUGGAUGAGACUGACCUUUCUACACCAUCACCUACCACUGAUCUUCUCACUGAGGUCAUUACUCAUUAUCUCCAGGACAUGGAAAGUUGUGGUCGGCCCAGUGACACAUCUGCAGUAAAAGGGGGUCGAUGUCUCAAUUCAGACUGCUCCAGCUGCCACUAAGUCCACCCAAACUCCAUCAGCCGCAUCCACAAGCACACAAGCUACUCAAGCUACAUGGCGUGUUAAAAAAAAGACUCAAUAUCCUCCUCCUUCUGGUGUCAAACCAUUUUAUAUUAAGAAGUGACUUUUUCCUUUUGAUUUUGCAUCUCCUUAUUAAAACCUUUAUGCUCAGUUUUGGGCCUUGAA